GCCUAGAUGUUCAGAAGCUGGUACCUAUGGCGAGCGAACUCUACGUUGUUUUGCUAGCAGUAGAGAACGAAACCAGCAAUUAACAAAGAAAAGUGUAAAUAAACGAUCGACUACAGACAAUAUAUUCAUUAACUGGUCGAGAUGCCGUAUGCCAAUCAGCCAUCAGUUCAUAUCAGUGACUUGACUGAGGAAAAUGUUAAAUUCCAAGUAGAGGACACAGAAUUGAGUGUCGCCAACAGCAUGAGACGAGUGUUCAUCGCUGAAACCCCAACCUUAGCCAUCGAUUGGGUACAGCUGGAGGCCAAUUCCACAGUCCUCAGCGAUGAGUUCCUCGCCCACAGGAUUGGAAUGAUCCCUUUAAUCAGUGAUGACGUAGUUGAGAAGAUCCAGUAUUCCAGGGACUGCUCCUGCAUGGACUUCUGUCCCGAGUGCAGUGUGGAGUUUACGCUAGAUGUCAAGUGUUCCGAGGAACAGACGAGGCACGUCACUACUGCUGAUCUCAAGUCCAGUGACCCCAGGGUCCUCCCGGUGACAUCCAGACAUAGAGAGGAUGAUGCCAGUGAAUAUGGGGAGACUGACGAAAUAUUAAUUGUAAAGCUCAGGAAAGGACAAGAGCUAAAGCUAAGAGCCUACGCCAAGAAAGGCUUUGGCAAGGAGCACGCGAAAUGGAAUCCAACAGCUGGUGUUUGCUUUGAGUACGACCCUGACAACACCAUGCGCCACACCCUUUUCCCCAAGCCAGAUGAGUGGCCAAAAUCAGAGUACAGCGAGCUCGAGGAAGAUCAGUACGAAGCUCCAUUCAACUGGGAGGCGAAACCCAACAAGUACUUCUUCAACGUCGAGAGCAGUGGAGCUCUUAAGCCUGAGAAUAUCGUCAUGAUGGGGAUUGCUGCCUUGAAGAACAAACUCUCGAAUCUACAAACGCAAUUGAGCCUCGAGGUGCAAAGCGAUGCUCUCAGUAUUCAUCAUUAGUUUAAUUUGGAUAAUUAUUCAUUACUUAAGGAACUGUCUUUUAAUAAAUUGAAACAAUGCAAAAUUUAUUUGUUGCUUGAA
Messenger RNA from Diachasmimorpha longicaudata, 1053 nucleotides. RefSeq names its product DNA-directed RNA polymerase II subunit RPB3 (gene RpII33). The record is from RefSeq and is a predicted model, not a curated record. The transcript has 4 exons. Gene Ontology annotation, cellular component: RNA polymerase II, core complex. Gene Ontology annotation, molecular function: protein dimerization activity; DNA binding. Gene Ontology annotation, biological process: DNA-templated transcription. NCBI's taxonomy places the organism in Eukaryota, Metazoa, Arthropoda, Insecta, Hymenoptera, Braconidae. The coding region runs from base 142 to 972 and encodes 276 amino acids.